ACCCUAGUUCAAAUUGACUUUGUCCUCUCUAUUAUAUCGGAAGCUCUCCGGAUCCUCCAUAGCUCUGAACCAACGAAUCUCUUCAGCGAUGGCGAAUCCGAUCACCAAGUCUCUGAUCUCAGCUUUGAUCGCUCUCUUCUUGAUCUCAUCCUCUUUCGCCAGCUCAGACGUUCCCUUCAUCGUGGCACACAAGAAGGCCACUACGAAACGAUUCAAAUCCGGCGUCGAGCGCGUCUCCGUCUCCAUUGACAUCUACAAUCAAGGAACCUCGACGGCUUAUGAUGUGAGUCUCACUGAUGAUAGUUGGGCUAAAGAAGUGUUUGAUGUAGUCAGUGGUAACGUCUCACAAUCCUGGGAAAGACUUGAUGCUGGUGGUAUUCUCUCCCAUUCAUUUGAAUUGGAUGCCAAAGUAAAAGGAAUGUUUUAUGGUGCACCUGCGGUCGUGACUUUCCGCAUCCCUACAAAGACUGUUCUCCAGGAGGCAUAUUCAACUCCAAUUUUGCCUUUAGAUGUCCUUGCUGAGAAGCCCGCUGAGAAUAAGCUUGACUUGGCUAAGAGGUUGCUGAUGAAAUAUGGCUCUCAAAUCUCUGUGGUUUCUAUCGUGGUCCUGUUCGUGUAUCUGAUCACUAGCCCAUCAAGUACUUCAAAAGGAAGCAAGAAGAAGCGCUAGAAACUAGGUCGACUUAAUCCAGGAUGGUUUUGUUUUAAUGAAGUGACAGUUACACUUCGAGAAAAUUUUCUGUAAUUUAGUCAGAAUAUUUGCGGAAUCUUUGUUUUUGUGCGGAAUUUAAUUAGAACCAUGUACACUUUUAACUUCAGGGUUAUAUGUUGAUGUCGGUGAAGGUUAAUCCCUGUUCUACUUAUACACUUAGUUUUUUAUUA
Pistacia vera is the source of this 882-nucleotide messenger RNA. RefSeq names its product translocon-associated protein subunit beta-like. The coding region runs from base 89 to 670 and encodes 193 amino acids. The record is from RefSeq and is a predicted model, not a curated record. Lineage: Eukaryota; Viridiplantae; Streptophyta; Magnoliopsida; Sapindales; Anacardiaceae. Gene Ontology annotation, cellular component: endoplasmic reticulum. The transcript has 6 exons.